Molecule: messenger RNA, 2686 nt
Organism: Metschnikowia bicuspidata var. bicuspidata NRRL YB-4993
Lineage: Eukaryota; Fungi; Ascomycota; Pichiomycetes; Serinales; Metschnikowiaceae
Gene: HSP78
Product: chaperone ATPase
Exons: 2
Coding region: 332-2686 (784 amino acids)
Biological process (GO): cellular response to heat
Cellular component (GO): cytoplasm; mitochondrial matrix
Molecular function (GO): ATP hydrolysis activity; ATP binding
Source: RefSeq, a predicted model, not a curated record
AAUGCUCACCCAGAGAGAAAUCUUGAGGGUCCUUUCCGCUGCUGCAAAAAUAUAACGCAGGAUGAUAUCUCAAAAAACAAAACCCUGUCGAUAAUGCCGGAUCCUAUACACACCAGUUUCUUCAGAAGUUUUUUUUGAGUUCUCUCCGCUUAUAAUUGCUUCUUCUGCCUUCUAAAAUAGCUAAUUGGACCUGGGGUUCUCGCACUUUCCAGCACCUUCUAGUCAUGUGACCCUAGAAUGUCUCGCGCAAUAUAUAUUAUCUCACAGAUCCUCUUGAGUCCUGAAGAACGAUAUCUAGAAUCUGAGAAGUUCAGAACAAUUAUUUCAAAAAAUGUUGAGAUCCUCAAAUCUACAUAAAAAUUUAUCCAGACUCGCCCCCACGUUGUAUAGUCAGGUAUCCUCAAGUUCCCCCAGAAUCUACACUUUUGGAAAAACCUCGCUUAACAUAGCUAGCCCUGCGUUGUCCCUGGUGAGACUGUUUCAUCAAAGUGCACGCAAGCAUCUCCAAUUCCAGAAAAAGGAUGACGAUAACGUGCCAGCAUUAGAGAAGUACGGCUCAGACUUGACGCAAUUGGCAAAGGAUGGUAAACUUGACCCUGUUAUUGGACGAGAUGAGGAGAUUCGCAGAACGAUUCAAAUCUUGUCACGCCGGACAAAGAACAACCCUGUUCUCAUUGGAAGCGCAGGUACGGGAAAAACGGCAAUCAUGGAAGGUCUUGCCCAGCGGAUUUUGAAAGGCGAGGUACCUGAAUCCAUGAAGGAGAAGAAGAUCAUUACGUUGGAUUUAGCCGGAAUCAUCUCCGGUGCUAAGUUCCGCGGUGAUUUUGAGGAGAAACUCAAAAAGAUUCUUAGCGAAGUGGAGGAGAAGAAAGGCUCUGUUAUUCUUUUCGUGGAUGAGUUGCAUUUGCUCAUGGGACUUGGUAAAGCAGAGGGCUCUAUCGACGCAUCCAACUUGCUUAAACCAGCGUUGGCAAGGGGUAAACUCUCACUUUGUGGUGCUACGACAACUGAGGAAUACCGCAAAUAUGUGGAAAAGGAUGCUGCGUUAGCGAGAAGAUUCUCGCCCGUGUCUGUUCACGAGCCCACGGUACAGGAUACCAUCUCGAUUUUGAGAGGACUCAAGGAGAAAUACGAAGUUCACCAUGGAGUACGUGUGGCUGAUAGCGCUUUGGUCACUGCGGCACUCUAUUCCAAUCGGUAUAUAACUGAUCGCUUUUUGCCUGACAAAGCAAUUGACUUGGUUGACGAGGCAUGCUCGACUUUGCGGUUGCAGCAUGAGUCCAAACCCGAUGCAAUUGCCCAGUUGGACCGGCUGAUCAUGACGAUUCACAUUGAGUUGGAGUCCCUCAGAAAGGAAGAAGACAAGAUGUCUGAAGACCGUACGAAGAAGUUAGAAGAGGAACUCGCGGUGAAAGAAGCUGAAUUGAAAAUCUUGACCGAACAAUGGGAGGCGGAAAAGAAGGUUAUUGAUAAGAUCAAAGACGCGAAAAGCGACUUGGAGCAGGCUCGUUUUGAUUUGGACCACGCACAGAGAACUGGUAACUACGGCAAGGCUUCAGAAUUGCAGUAUUCUACGAUCCCGCUUCUCGAGAAACAAGUCAGGGAAUUUACCGAGACUGAAGACAACAUGAAAUCGUCGUCUCUCCUCCACGAUUCUGUGACAUCAGAUGACAUUGCGGGUGUGAUCUCAAAAAUGACAGGUAUUCCCCUUAACAACCUCAUGAAAGGAGAGAAGGACAAGUUAUUGGACAUGGAAAUUAUUUUGAAGCAGCAUGUGGUAGGUCAAGAUGAGGCUAUCCACGCUGUUUCAGAUGCUGUGCGUUUGCAAAGAGCCGGGCUCACGAGUGACAAGCGGCCCAUAGCAUCUUUCAUGUUUCUUGGGCCCACUGGAACAGGAAAAACCGAGCUUACCAAACAAUUGGCCGAGUUUUUGUUCAACGAUAAGUCGUCUGUAAUUCGGUUCGACAUGUCGGAGUUCCAAGAAAAACACUCCGUUUCGCGUAUGAUUGGAUCUCCUCCAGGCUAUGUUGGCUAUGAAGACAGUGGCGAAUUGACUGAAGCAGUGAGAAGGAAACCAUACGCUGUUAUUUUAUUCGAUGAGUUCGAGAAGGCGCACAAGGACGUUUCGAAACUUUUGUUGCAAGUUCUCGACGAGGGCUCUUUGACAGACUCUCAUGGAAAACACAUUGACUUUAGAAACACAAUCAUCGUUAUGACGUCAAAUAUUGGGCAAGAAAUUUUAUUGGCCGAUAAAGACGCUAAUGAUGAAGGCGCUAUCAAAGACUCCGUCAAGAAAGAAAUAACUGAGAAUUUGCGUCAUUACUAUCCGCCAGAGUUCUUGAAUCGUCUUGACGACGUCUUGGUGUUUAACAGGUUGUCUAAGUCUUCAUUGAGAAAUAUUCUCGAUAUCAGGUUGGAAGAAAUUCAAGAAAGACUCGGUGACAAGCGCAUCUCUUUAUCGCUCACAGAUGAAGUUAAGGCCUACUUGGCUGACAAAGGAUAUGAUCCCGUCUACGGUGCCAGGCCUCUCAACAGAACUUUGCAAAAAGAAGUAUUAAACCCACUCGCAAUGCUUUUGAUCAAGGGACAAGUUAGAGAAGGCGAACAUGUCAACAUAUCGUUGAAAGACAAAAAAGUCUUUAUCGCACCCAACCAUUCAGAGACUGAGGUUAUCCAUGAUGUUUAA